CUUUGAAGUAGACAGAUACAAACUCAAAAUGAACAAGUACUUGAUUUUAGCCGUUCUUCUUGUAGGCGCUGUCCUCGUUCAGGGAAAAAGCGUCCAAAAAAAAGAAGAUAAAAAAGAAGACUCAAGCAGUUCUGAAGAAAAUGUCAGAGAAGUAGCCGAAUUAUUGAACAAAAAAUUCAACACUACUCUUCUUCUUGACCUGAUCAAAAUGGCUGACCAAACCAAAGCUAAAUGUCCCGACUUGGAAGAAAAACUUGACGAAAUUUCAGACAAAAUUGAAAAAUGCGUCGACGACAUCGAACUUGGAUCAGAAACUUUCUGCUCUCUCAUCAAAAACAACUUGGGUAAAUGUACCAAACCAGCCAUCGACCUACUUGCCUCAUGUUUACCAGAGGAAUCUAAAGACCUUCCAGUAAUGCUAGAAAAAAUGCUCGUUGCUAUUGUCAAACAAGCUUGUAGUUCUACUGUGGAAGAAGUUUUGGAACUGAUGAAUCCAUGCGCCCUUGAAAAAGACUUCAUUUCUUACCCAGCUUGUAGAGAAAUCAAAACAGUUAUCGAUGAACAUAAAAAUAAACUUCCAUCCAAGUCACUCAUCUGCUCAACCAUCCCUAAGGUAAGGAACUGCGCUAAAGCUCAUAUUGAAGGUUCUUGUCAAAACACAGUCACCAGACAAGCUGCUUUGAAAUUCCACGAUGCCAUCGAUGCUGCCCUUAAAGACGACUGUGAUGCUCUCAACAAAGCCUAAAUAAUUUGUGACAAAGUGCUCAAAAUAAUAAAUAAAAUAUUUUUUUAGUUA
Molecule: messenger RNA, 796 nt
Organism: Diabrotica balteata
Lineage: Eukaryota; Metazoa; Arthropoda; Insecta; Coleoptera; Chrysomelidae
Source: the annotation of a GenBank genome assembly